Striga asiatica is the source of this 1041-nucleotide messenger RNA. Lineage: Eukaryota; Viridiplantae; Streptophyta; Magnoliopsida; Lamiales; Orobanchaceae. The record is from the annotation of a GenBank genome assembly.
AUGGACACAGCUAGCAGCCUGCUGUGGAUCAACUGCGAGCCGUGUGGGGUCCGCGUGCAGUGGCCCAUUUACGACCCCAAGGAUUCCUCCUCUUACCGGGUGGAGGACUGCCGCAACACCCAUGUGUGCGAUGCAUCAGGCGCCAUCAAGAUUGAUUGCCAAGCCAGGAAUUACAAUGUCAAGGGCUGCAGUUACAGUGUGGUGUAUGGGAGCGGCUACAGUCAGGGGAACCUCGGUCGGGAAACAUUCAGGCUCGGCAAGGACCGCCGGGAGGUCGUCGAGAAUGUCGUCUUUGGGUGCGCGCACAGGACUAACCUGUACAUGAACGGCAUCCUCGGGCUGGGCCACGUCCGCAUAUCCCUCGUCUCACAGUACGGAGCCUCCAAGUUCUCAUACUGCAUCGGGGACUUAGCCGACCGUUCGUACGCCUACAACAUGCUCGCCAUAGGGAGCAACGUCCAGCUGUGGGGCGCGUGGACCCCACUGUCGGCCGAGGACAAGUACUACGUGAACUUGGUGCGCAUAGCCAUCGGCUCCACCUGGCUCAAGACCAACCGCUGGCUCUUCUGGAGGAACCCCAAAGAGUACACAGGUGGGGUGGUGGUGGACUCCGGCUCGACCCUCAGCUUCAUCCCCAUGAAGGCGUUGGCCGAGUUCGAGAUGACGACCAAGAAAGUGAUUGAGGACGAACUUCGCCUCCCUCUGGCCCCUGUCCACAGUAUCAUCUACGAGCGCUACACGAGGUUGUGCUACAGAGGGGUCGUGGCCAGGGACCUAAAACGGUUUCCAAAAGUGACUUUUCAUUUUCAGAACCGCGCGUACAUGGAGCUCACCCCAGACAAUGUUUUCCAGCAGGUCGAGAUAGAGAUCUUCUGCCUGGCGAUCCUGCCGUCGGAGAUUCUAAAGACAACUGUCAGCAUCCUCGGAAAUUUGAUGCAGCAGAAUUUCAACAUUGCUUACGACCUUCUCGAAAAAAAGCUGGCAUUCAAGAGGAUAAAAUGUAAGAGAGUCGAGGAUUACUAUGGUCAUGAUGAACUGUGA